Mirounga angustirostris (Northern elephant seal) is the source of this 3037-nucleotide messenger RNA. RefSeq names its product fibroblast growth factor 1 (gene FGF1). Gene Ontology annotation, biological process: fibroblast growth factor receptor signaling pathway; positive regulation of epithelial cell proliferation; lung development. Gene Ontology annotation, cellular component: nucleus; cytoplasm. Gene Ontology annotation, molecular function: growth factor activity; fibroblast growth factor receptor binding. The coding region runs from base 605 to 1072 and encodes 155 amino acids. The transcript has 5 exons. The record is from RefSeq and is a predicted model, not a curated record. NCBI's taxonomy places the organism in Eukaryota, Metazoa, Chordata, Mammalia, Carnivora, Phocidae.
ACACCAGCAUCAGCCGCACUGCUGGAGGCCCGGGGUGGGGGGGUGGCCUCCCAGCAUACUCAGCUGCCUCCGUCUUCGGGCUUUUGGGGCUGGGAAAACAACCUGUAUCAGGGCGGGUGUGGUGCGUGCUUUGCACUCAGCCCUCCUCUUAGGACUCCCUUGAGCUCCAUUCACAUGGGAGAGGGAGCAGGAAAGAGAGGAUGAGCGAGCCAGUCGAACCAACAGCCUGACUCCAGGGGAAUGACGGCCUCGCCUCCUUUUGGGGAAGGACACUCCCUUCUGAUGGAGAAUGGGAACUCCCUCCCGCAGCGGCCUGCCUGCUAGCUCCGGCUAGCUCCGUGUGGACUGGGUAGCCUGCUGAGGCCUUGCCCGCCACCCCCACCCCGGAAAGAAAGUGCCUCAGAGCCAAAGCAAAGAGAGCUGCAGCAACCGAGAAGUCCAGAGAGCCGGUGUGGGGCUGCUGGGGAAGCAGGGGCGCCACAGUGACCGCGACACAGAGCGGACGACACCCGGCCGAUUCCCUUUCCCCUUGGACGAAGAGGCACCGUCCUCAGCCUGCAAGUUUUUCAGCCUUGAAAGCGCCGUAACCAGCAGCUGCUGAGCCAUGGCUGAAGGGGAAAUCACAACCUUCACCGCCCUGAUGGAGAAGUUUAAUCUGCCUCCGGGGAAUUACAAGAAGCCCAAACUCCUCUACUGUAGCAAUGGGGGCCACUUCCUGAGGAUCCUUCCAGAUGGCACAGUGGACGGGACAAGAGACAGGAGCGACCAGCACAUUCAGCUGCAGCUCAGUGCGGAAAGCGUGGGGGAGGUGUAUAUAAAGAGUACCGAGACUGGCCAGUACUUGGCCAUGGACACCGAUGGGCUUUUGUACGGCUCACAGACACCAAAUGAGGAAUGUUUGUUCUUGGAAAGGCUGGAGGAAAACCAUUACAACACCUACACCUCCAAGAAGCACGCCGAAAAGAAUUGGUUUGUUGGUCUCAAAAAGAACGGAAGCUGCAAACGCGGUCCUCGGACUCACUAUGGCCAGAAAGCAAUUCUGUUUCUCCCCCUGCCAGUCUCCUCUGAUUAAAGAAAUCUCUUCUGGGUGCCGACCACUUCAGAGGAGGCUGAGGGGUCCUCACCCAGUUGACCCCAGAUUGUUCCCUUGACCAUUGGCUGCACUAACCCCCGGCCCACAGAGCCUGAAUUUGUAAGCAAUGCACUUCUAAAUGCCCAAUUCACUUUUUUUUGCAGAACCUCUUACCCCAGCACAGUUUGGAACAGAGGGAUCAAAUUGCUUCUAGAGGCCAACAGGCUGGUCAGUCUGGGCGUGUGGCAUGUCCAGUUGCCUCCGGGCACCUGCUGUAGGCUAAGCCUCUCAAUGCAAAGGUGUGGCCAAAUCAAGUGUGUUCAGGGGGCUGCCAUGUGAGUCAUCAGUAACUGCAUACAGUUCCAUCUACUGAGUAAACUCUGUCUGUGAUUCCCCCAAACAUCUGGCAUGAUGCCCUUUUGUCCUUUCAAUUCCCCACAUGUAUUAGCAGAGAAGCUUAUGGCUAGGUUAGGGGAAGGUAGUGUUCCAGGGGUAGAAACUGGGAUGAAGAAAUCAACCUCUCACCCCCCCACCCCCCAAGAAGAGAAGGGACUAAAAUGGCAAGGGGAGAUUGGGUUCUGGUGGACAGCUCAGAAGGAUGGGCUCUCAAUGCAGAAUAAACAAAGGAUGGGAGGCUUAGCCGCAAGAAAGGAUAAAUGCAUAGCUUCAGAAGUCCUUAGGAUGCCUUGACUUUCCCAAGAUUAUUAGGCAGCAGGAAGCCCCAGGAUGAUGUCUAAUGGGCAGCAUCAGAAGUGGGCUCUUGGAUAAAAGCAAAAACAUCCAAUGUUGGUAAAUUCAUUUGGGUCUGCGGUGUGGGAGUGCUGAGAAAGAAAGGAAACAUGAGCUGAGGGGACGGCUUUUCUUGAAAGAGGUAGAUGCCAGAAGUGAGGAGGAAAGAGAAAACAGAGGAUCUGGGGUCCCAGGCAGUGCUUACAAAUCACAAGCGGAUCGGGUUCGAGUGUAGAUUCCGGUGCAGCGGGUCUGGAGUGCGGUCUGUGUAUUUCUAACAUGCCCCGGGUGCCGCAGGUGCUGCUGCCCUCCCCCCGCCCCAAUUUAAGUAGCAAAGUCCUGAAGAAUGCAGUACAAAGGAAGGUGGCUCAAGCCCCCUGAUCCUCUCUCGCCUCACCCCUAGAAAUGUACACACCACGAAUCUUCCUGAGCAUUCAGGCACCAUCCGCAGCAGUGAUGCUGGUGUGAAGGAACAAGGACUUAAGGCGCUUUGGCCCAGUGCCUAUAAAAUACCCAUUUAGAAGAUAUACAAAAGCAUACUUCAAAAAUGUUAAACCCUCACCAACAGCUUUUCUCAAGAGACCAUUUGUGUUACGAUUACUUGUAUAAAUAUGCUUCCUGCUUAAAGUAAACUUGACCCAAGUGGCUAGCAAAUUAGAAACACCAUUCAUCUCUGACAUAUGAUACUGUUGCCAUGUAAAGGCCCUUAAUAAGCCAUUUACAUUUACUGUGAGACUGUAUGUUUUAAUCACAUUUAAAAAUAUAGAGCUCAAAGGCAGUUAACUGAUUAGCAUUCAGCCGCUGAGAAUAGUAAUAGGCUAUGAUGUAUAAGCUCUUCAAUUAUCUACUACUUAUACUAUGUUUACCUAUAAAAAGAGAUUGUACUUCAUUUUCCAUUGUGCUAUUACAAAUUUUCCUUUGAAAGUACGGACUCUGAAGCAAAGAUAUGAUAACUGUGGAUAAAAACUGUUGAGAAUAUCAGCUCAUGGUAUAAGGAGCUGACAUGACUAAUUGAAAAAUAAUUCCUUACUAAUUGAGUUGUCAUGUUUAUGAUGGGGAAAAAAAGACAAUUUGUGAAAGUUCAAAGCAACGGUACAACUGAGGAACUGAACUAAGUUCACACUAUGGUUGAUAAUAUCAUUCUGCAUUUGUGCAGAAAAAUGAUUUCCGAACUUUUUGUUUUUUGUAACUUGGAUAAGACAAUGCUAUUUUAUUUUAGUAAAUGCUUACAGGCAA